GAGAGAGCACCGAUAUUAUAUCAACCACUAAACCAGCACAUGGAAAUAUAAGAUUAUUUUGGGUAGAGACUCGAGAGGGAGAGAGGGCGAGUAAGAGAGAGAGACAGAACAACAGUUCAUAAGUGUGUAUUGGGAGCCCCAUCAGCUCAGAAGCAUCACAGGCACGCGCAUCUCUCAGCUGGAGCGCAUCAUCUGUCCAUUCCGCUACUCGACUCUCGAACGCACGACACGUGAAGGUGAUUUUUUCCGUAUCCCGAGACCCGAUAUAUCUGGACGAAAUGCUUUCAGCAAGGUGGAUUGUUGGAGGUUUUGAAUGGAGGCAGCGGGACACCUCCCCAUAGUUCCGAAGAGUGCGCGAGAGACGGACACCAGAGUUACCGCGUCUCGGAUUGUGGAGCAUCUGCUGAAUUUACCUGACAAUUUGUGUUUCAGUGGGAUAAGCGAAUAUCACACGCGUCAGUAUCUAAAAGAGCUUUUUAGAGCAUUUUGGAUAACAUAGCCCAUCAAAUAUCCUGCUUGGUCCGCCAGGUGCCCGCGUGCUUAAUUUAUUCUGGAUAACAACAAUUAAUACUGCAGAAUGUGUUCCCCUCCUUCUGGACUGCCCUCAGUUGCAUCUAGUGAAAUUGCUCGGGACCACACGGGAUGAAAUGGACAUCAGCAUUGCAAUAAAUUAGCCUAAUUGAUAUUCAGCGAGAAGUCUCUUCUGAGCUAUAGGAGUACAUACAUUUAUGUAUCCUGAUUAAAUCAGACAGCGUUUGAUAGAUUGCUUGGCAUCUUACUGACAGUGUGAAGUCUGGAAUACAAGAAUAAAUGAACCUGACUGGACAGACAGAGAAUUAACAAUAUCCAUCAUGUUUAAACGGGGCUGUGGGCUGGAGUUCCUGCUGGUACUCUGUGGGCUAGAGCUCUCCUGGUCCUGCCCACGUCACUGCAUUUGCUACAUGGCCCCCAGCACAGUCAGCUGCCAAGCCCACAACUUCCUGUCUGUCCCGGAAGGCAUUCCUCCGCACAGUGAGCGCAUCUUCCUCCAAAACAACAAGAUCCAUCGACUGCUGCAGGGACACUUUAGCCCCACCACGGUCACUCUGUGGAUUUACUCUAACAAUAUCACAUAUAUCGAACCAUCUACUUUCCAAGGGUUUACCUUGCUGGAGGAAUUGGACCUGGGAGACAAUCGCUACCUACGAUCGCUGUCUGCAGAAACGUUUCAUGGGCUGGGCCGGCUCCAUGCCCUCCAUCUAUACCGAUGUGGCCUCAGUGCACUGCCGAAUAACAUCUUUCAGGGUCUCCGCAACCUCCAGUAUCUGUACUUGCAGGACAACCACUUGGAGUAUCUGCAGGAUGAUCUAUUUGUGGAUUUGCACAACUUGAGCCACUUAUUUCUUCAUGGGAAUCGUCUGUGGAGCCUGCACCAAAACACAUUUAGAGGGCUGGGGGCUUUGGACCGGCUGCUGCUGCACCACAAUCAACUGCAGUGGGUGGAUCGUCUGGCGUUCCACGACCUGCGACGACUCACCACUCUCUAUUUGUUCAACAACUCUUUGACAGAGCUGGCUGGAGAGUGUCUGACCCAGCUACCGGCCCUGGAGUACCUUCGCCUCAAUGACAACCCUUGGGAGUGUGACUGUAAGGCUUUAUCACUGUGGGACUGGCUCAAAAAGUUUCGGGGAUCCACAUCAUCUGUGGGUUGUGUGGCACCGGCAGAACUUGCAGGCAAAGAUCUGAAACAACUGAGGAAAGAGGACUUCCCAAACUGUUCUGGAUCUGAGUCUCUCCAUCAGAGUAAGACCAAUACUUGGGCAGGAACAAAUAAGGUCUCCCUGAAGCAAGAGCCACACCCUGCCCAGCCUCCACAAACACACCCACACCAUCCCCAACUGAAUGAACAAUUCCCUUCCCCUCCCUCCCCCCUGCCCCAGCCUCCUCCUGCCAUAAAUGGUGUACAAGUGGUACCGGGAGUGUCUCCGGACAUGAUCCCAGAUCAGAGGCCUGGCCGCUCUCGGAAUUGCACCCGCCAACGUGUCAGAGGCAGCAAGGGAAAAGGACCAAACGAGGUCCACAUCUUAAAGGAGAUGGCAGAUAAGGAGUACUCCUCUCCAGAUUUCACCGGGAAAUAUGAUGAAACGUCUUCAAAUGGUUCAAACACCCGUAGAAAGCACAAAUGUACCCCCCGGACCUCUGUGCGUCCCCCUAGUGGGGUCCAGCAAGCCACCAACUUGGGACACUCUCAUCACACACAUCUCUUUCUCUGUAGUAUUUCAGGACUGCUCACGCUCAUUCUGCGCUGAACUCAAUGCUAGACCUUCAUAGCAUCAUGGAUACUCUGCAGUCCUCAGAUCAGCUCUAGCUACAGCAUUACCAGGCCUACUAACGUGUGUAUGUUUGUGUGAAUGUGUGUGAGUGAUGACGUGUAAUACAUUGUAUAAGGAGCUUUGCCAUUUAGACUGAAACAGAUGAAGAUUGAACACCGGAUGUUAUGAGUUCAAAAUUGGGUUGGUUAACAUGAGUGAGGGAAUAGUGAAUCAAACAUGCUUGCACUGCCACUGUUGUUAUUCCUAAUUAUCUUCACUUUUUUCAUGUUGCUUUGGUCUCCUCCUAUAAAUGGACAAUAAUUUCAGUAAAAUAAAGCACAACUAGCGAAAUAAGUGUGUCAAAGAGACAUGAGCAAGCAACACAAAUUUACAAAGAAUAAUGUUGGAAGACAUGCCAUUCUGUUAGUCUAAUAUUUCUAACAAACAAAGCAUGUAUAGAAGAUACCACCAAACAGUUCUAAACAAUACAAGUAUAUCCUUUGUUUAAUAUAUCACAUCUUUGCCAAAUAGAUUCACAAAUACAUUUCUGUAGGCGUUUCAACCUUUAUUUGCUCAUGUAGGACAUAUUUUUGCAGAUUUACUGAAUUAAGAGAAAGAAAACAAAGUGUUGUGUGAAAGGAAACUAAAUAGCCAGUACUAAAGCACAUACAUUCUCCUUAGAACCUCCCUAAGGAAAAAUGUUACAACCUAAAUACAACAAUAUUUUUUUCUGUCCAAUACCCUCCUUCAUUUAUUUUCCAUAUUUUCUUUGCUUUUGCCCUAAGACUUAACUUCCACUUCUUAGUUUGGAUUGUAUUGUUUUUUUUUAUAACACCACAUAAAAGCCAAUGGUUAUACUAGCUGCUAUAUUGUUUGUAGAAGCAAAUGAGACCCAUUUUUACCUCAUCUGCUUCCAAAAAACACAAUAUGUGUGGAUGUGUGUGUGCGUGUGUGUCCAGUACAAAAAGCUAUGAAAAAAUUAGAGUUGUGUUUGUUUCUUGUCCUCUGUGUUGUUUGUUAUGUUUGGCUGUGACUCAGAGGACUUAGAAAUGGACUGCUGAUGGGGGCGCAGACUCUGGAGGGGACACAGGUCUAAUUGAAGUGAACUCUAUUUUGAAAAGCGCCUUCAGCCUAAGCCCGCCAUCGAAAACAUAGACACCUUUCUUUCUUAGAGAGGUGUGAAAUCAACUGUUUUAACAAGACAGAAAAGAAAACAAC
This is a messenger RNA of Danio rerio (zebrafish), 3509 nucleotides long. RefSeq names its product reticulon 4 receptor-like 1b (gene rtn4rl1b). NCBI's taxonomy places the organism in Eukaryota, Metazoa, Chordata, Actinopteri, Cypriniformes, Danionidae. The record is from RefSeq and is marked provisional. Gene Ontology annotation, cellular component: membrane raft; plasma membrane; perikaryon.